Arabidopsis thaliana (thale cress) is the source of this 2282-nucleotide messenger RNA. RefSeq names its product evolutionarily conserved C-terminal region 9 (gene ECT9). The transcript has 7 exons. Bases 149 to 1444 code for a protein of 431 amino acids. The record is from RefSeq and is marked reviewed. Gene Ontology annotation, molecular function: mRNA binding; RNA binding; N6-methyladenosine-containing RNA reader activity. NCBI's taxonomy places the organism in Eukaryota, Viridiplantae, Streptophyta, Magnoliopsida, Brassicales, Brassicaceae.
CCCAAAAACACUCCCAAAAUCCUCAAAAUUCGACAAUUCCUCUCUCAAGUCUCUCUCAACACCUUCCUUUCAGUAUCAAAGAGAUUCUCGCUUUUGUCUAACUUUAUCGUCUCUCUUCCUUUUUGCCUCCGAUUGGCUGAUUUUUUCUAUGGCCGCUUCUUACCGAAGCACCGACUGGUUUCCUCCUACUACUACUACUGGUUCAUUUACGGGCCUAAAUACUGACCAGAGUGUUCUCCAAGAUCAGGACAUAGUUAGCAGUCGCCCUUUUUGUGGACAGGGCACAGAAUCAUUUCACAUUGGAGCUGAUACUCCAAGGUCGAACCACUCACACUCGGAUGUUCCUAGCUUUGACAAAGUCUCUCCUGGCAUGAUAAAUGAAAUGUUUUACCAUAGUAAUGGUGUACCAUCAGAUUUUCAGAGGUCAUCUCUUUCUACCAGAAAUCAAUCAUCACUGCAGCAUUAUGGCGACCUCUAUGCUGAUGAUUCAAGAUAUUUCGUUCCUUUUCACUUAUCAAAUCAGCAGUAUCCAACCCCUGAAGAUAUUCAUCUUUCUCCGGAGUUUCACAUGUUUCAGGCGAACUCUAGACAUUUUGAUAGGCAUGUGAAUGAGAGAAACAGUAGUGAGAUUGAUAAUAUGAUGCGCGCUAGGGGAAAUUCUGUCUUAAGAGAUAAUAUAUAUGGAGAACCUAGGGGUAUGAAUCUCAACCCCUUCAGUGGAGAAAACAUGUUUCCUCCAUUGGCAUCUACCAGACCAUGUAUGAGACACCUUGGUUCAGCAGAAUUGCUGGCAAAUGAUUUUAAUAUGGGUCCAGCACAUGGAGGUUUGCAUGAUGCUUUUGAAUCUGCUGCAAACUUAAGUUACAGAGAGCAAGCAUAUGCUCAAUGCAAAAGAAGCCCUUUCUCUGCUUCUUCUUCUAGCCCAACUUGGGAGAAUGAUUAUAACUUGCCACCACUUGAUGAAGCAAGAAGUGAAAGCUACAAUGACUUCAGCCACUGCCCUGCCAUGCUUGAUAUGCUUACCGAGAGUAACAGAGGUCCGAGAGCAUCCAGGCUAAACAGUAAAAGUAAAAUGAUCUCUUAUGAUCGCGUUGAUCGUUUUUGUCAGCAAGAAUUGCUCUCCCAAUUCAGGGACGCAAAGUUCUUCGUUAUUAAGUCAUAUAGCGAGGAUAAUGUCCACAAGAGCAUAAAGCAUUGUGUUUGGGCAAGCACUAAAAAUGGAAACAAAAAGUUGGAUGCUGCCUAUCGUGAAGCAAAGAAAAAGGACGUGGCAUGCCCAGUCUUUCUCUUGUUUUCGGUAAAUCGCCUAUUUUUCUUCAUUACAAAUCAAAACUUGUUGGAAGCUCUGAGUGUUCAGACUGAUACCUUGCUUGGAAGAUAUAUACACUUGCUUGUUUAUUCAACCAUGAAACUGCAUUGUCAGGCCUUUGUCUUCCUAGAUUAACCGGCAUCACAUCAAUUCAUCUCAUGCUAUAUCUGUGUGUCUAUACUUCAAUCCACUGAGAUGAUACUGUUAAUGUUUUUUUUUUAUCGCUUUGGUUUGGAUCUGAAACUCAUAAUAGAAAAAGGGCUCAAAAACUUGAUUUCAGGUAAAUGCCAGUUCACAGUUUUGUGGAGUUGCUGAGAUGGUUGGACCGGUUGACUUCAACACAAGUGUAGAGUACUGGCAACAGGAUAGAUGGUCAGGACACUUCCCGGUCCAAUGGCUUAUUGUCAAAGAUGUUCCUAACAGUCUCUUUCGUCACAUCAUAAUUGAAAGCAAUGACAAUAAGCCUGUCACUAACAGUAGAGACACCCAAGAGGUGGGACUGGAAAAAGGUAUAGAGAUGUUAGAUAUAUUCAUCAGCUGUGAGAUGCGUUCUUCGAUCCUCGACGACUUUAACUUCUACGAAGAGCGACAGAUAGCUAUCCAAGACAGAAAAGCCAGACAACGUGCUGUUCUUGAAUCGCUCGCACUUUCUGCAACCUCUGCUCCAACAUAUUCUCUCCACGACGAUUUUGUAAGGGAAAUGUCCAAGCACUUUGCAGAGGCUUUGGCCUUGCAACACAGACCCAAAUAGACCUCUUCUCUUUUAGGACUUGGGAUUGGCUGAGGUUUAAUUAUGGUUUUUGGAUUUUGUACAUUUGAUAACGUACUUAAGGAGCAUAGGUUGUAAGAUAAAAUUCAAGGUUCUAAAAGUCGGUAUCUACACCUUCUUGACUAUUUGAAAGUUUAGUUUUCGACCAAAUAAGUUGUUAUGAUUAGCAUGUCAAAUGAAUAAUGGAAAAUGAAAUAGCAUAAA